This is a messenger RNA of Microstroma glucosiphilum, 1023 nucleotides long. Its product is annotated as NAD(P)-binding protein. The transcript is spliced from 5 exons. The coding region runs from base 71 to 937 and encodes 288 amino acids. Lineage: Eukaryota; Fungi; Basidiomycota; Exobasidiomycetes; Microstromatales; Microstromataceae. Gene Ontology annotation, molecular function: oxidoreductase activity. Gene Ontology annotation, cellular component: endoplasmic reticulum. The record is from RefSeq and is a predicted model, not a curated record.
GGCUUCCGUAUUUCAAGAACUUCAAGCAUUCCGUGACAUGCAACAAGCUCACCCUCACGACUGAAUAGUAAUGGCGGCUUCAACACGACAGAAGGUCGUGCUCAUCACCGGCUGCUCCGGCAGCGGUAUUGGCUACCACCUAGCACAAGCCUUCCGCGCCCAUGGAUGCAGGGUCUUCGUGAGUGCUCGCAACCUCACAAAACUCUCGCCCGACCUGGAUGAAAGUUUCGACAAGGUCACGCUGGACGUGAUGGACGAGGGCAGCAUACAGAAAGCAGUCGCUGAGGUGGAGAGCAAAACCAGCGGCAAGAUCGACAUCCUCAUCAACAAUGCCGGACAAGGAUGUGUGGGCCCACUAGCGGAGGUGCCAAUCAGCAAAGUGGCACAGACGUAUGAGACGAAUGUUUUCGGCCUGUUGCGAGUGACGCAGGCUGUGACAAAAGGCAUGAUCCUGAACCGUAGCGGACUAAUCAUCAACAUAUCCUCCAUUGUAUCCUACGUUCCUACGCCAUGGGCCGGUGUCUACUGCUCCACAAAAGCGGCAGUCACCUCUCUGUCCGACGUUCUACGCAUGGAGCUUGGAGGCUUCAAUAUAAAGGUCCUCUGCGUCUUCCCUGGCGCCAUCCGCUCCGGCAUCGGCUCAGCCAAUGCCGCCGCCUUUGAGCAGCCGAGCGACAGCAAUUACGCCAACGUCAAGAGUCGAGUACUUCAGAGGGCCACCUGGUCGCAAUGUCCCCAGUCUACCAAUGCUGCUGAUCUGGCAGAGGAAAUUGCUACGGCGGCACUCAAGAUAGAUCCACCAGCGUACCUGGCGGCGGGACAUCGAGCUUGGCGGGCCUGGUGGAGCUACUAUCUGCCGUAUUGGGCUAAGGAUUGGUUCUGGGGCCGGCAAUUCGGCAUCGAUGAAGUGGGAGGCAAAGCGGCCAAGACGAUGUGAAGUGUUCACCUAGCUUGCCCUUCUCUCUUUUGUUCAAGCUUGUGCACCCUGUCCCUUACUUCAAAUCGAUUCAUGUCUGACGUUUG